Marasmius oreades (fairy-ring Marasmius) is the source of this 2524-nucleotide messenger RNA. RefSeq lists its product as uncharacterized. The record is from RefSeq and is a predicted model, not a curated record. The coding region runs from base 1 to 2418 and encodes 805 amino acids. The transcript is spliced from 6 exons. Lineage: Eukaryota; Fungi; Basidiomycota; Agaricomycetes; Agaricales; Marasmiaceae.
AUGCGCGUCUUGUUGACUUUGUUACAAACUACCACCUCCCAUUCCACAAAGAGCGUUCUGAAUUGCAAGCUUGGGACUGGCGCUCUUGACAUUCGGGGUUUGAUGAAAAAGCUAAAGCUUGACGAUGCUGACUCUCGCAAUCAACCUCAACCACGGCUCGUUGCUGCCAAAUCGAUCUCUCUUAGUUAUCAGUCGAAUGGUGGCUCGGCUAUCCCAUCAAAUAAACGCCUAAAAAGCUCUGCGAAGAUUCACAUUUCCUCAGCCACUUCGCGAGGUGCAAGGAAAAUCUCAGACAACAUACUGCCUAAGCAGCCCAGUGGCUCCGGGUCCUCCCAGACCCGUCCCUUCUUGACUAUUUCCGCUAAAACCAAAACUCCUCGAAGACAGCCUCAGACGGUGCUGGAUGACUUACCACAGGGAUCAUCUCAGCUCCCUUUACUCAUACACGAAUCACCCAGAAAUUCUCGUCAUCGAUUGCCCCUCGUAAAGUCUACAGGUGGCAGUCCAACAGCGAGAAAAGUGUCAAUCAUGAACCCGCAGGAAGAUAUAGAAAGUAAGCCGUCUCCCAUAGCCAUGAAGACGCGAUCUAGAAUCCCGCCCCGCCAUUGGAACGAAGAUACCGGUGAUUAUGAUGAAACGGAUUUAGGUAUCCUUCCUUCCCGUACUAGAAUCCGCAUCGCAGCAGCUUCUGCUCAGCCGACUCAGAUAGGUACCAACACCGGACAUCACUUGAAAACUGUGGUCAACGCAGAUAGUGUGGACGGUCUUGGAGGGUAUCUAGAUGAAAAUUUUCAACUGGUUCACCGUUCUAGAGUACCCUCAGAUGAGAACAUUGAGUUGUUUUCAACGGAGGAGAGUGAUGCUGCAGAAAGCACACGAAUAGGAAACAAGCUGCCUCGGAAGCUUACAACCCUCGCUAAAAAGUCUGUCCCAGCUGCUGUCAUGAUCUCUGGAAGCGACGAAUCGGAGGAAAGCAACCUUGACGUCGCGAACAUAGGGAUUCAAGAUGUACAUCAUCCUCGUGCCCGUCCAGCACCAAUGAUCAAAGCUGCAAGAAAGUCUGCAUGUACAACUGCAUUGUCUGAAAGUGACGAUAGCGGGCCUACUAGCAGUGCCUCUCAAGAUGAAUCCGAUUCCGGAAGUUCGGAUAUUCAAGUCAAUGAACGACAGGUGUUGCCGACUAGUAUUAGAACCUUACGCAGGAACUCGAGUUUAAUUCUCCCCCCAUCCUUGAAAAUCCGAAACGACACGUCGCCAACUACCGAGUUGGUGCAAGCAUUGAAAGGGUGCGUUGUUCGACUUCCGGAAAUGCGCUUGCCUUUUCUCCGACGAAAUUUACGGGUGGGGUUCGAAAGGAAGUGUGAAGUCCACGGGAUUGGGACCAUGUCAGUGAUGAUAUCUGAUUCGGAAAGAGUGUCUGUGGAGACGGUUUAUUUGUACCCGAUCGGAAAUCUGGACGGCACUUCAACUCGUUACGGGAGUUUGACGAAAGGAUUAGAGGCGUGGACGUGCCCCCUCUGUUUGUUGCAUUUGAAUUUCGCGAAUCGGGAUAUGCUUCAAAAGCACCUCGAAUGGGAUCAUUCCGAGGCGAAGGUGCGAUGGACGGAGAGUAGAGACGAGCUGCGUCAAACAGUAAAAUGGACCAUUAAACUAGUUCUACCCAAGCCGAAUCCGAAAGCUCUCACUGGCAGCCGGGAUCCACAUACGAAUUGUACCUUUGCUACGUAUCCCCACAAACCUGCGUUUUCAGAGCCUCACCGUUCUCCCCAUAUCAAAGACGUGCUUGUAAAAAAAGGAAAGGCCCGGGAAGUUUCUAUGGUCUCAGAGCUCUCAAAAGCGCCGUCCACGAGCCGGGACUCUACGGCAACUGAUAGUCGAAGCACGACGACCGACUGCGAUCCCACACAACCAAAAAAGCGCUCCGUCUCCCCGCCCAUGCUGGAGUUCGACGAAGACCCUCGCGACCCUCUCGGUCCUACCGCUCAGUACCCCUUCCUUCCUGCACAAUCUGAAGACGGAACGAUCACAUUGAACUAUUCGUGCCGAAUUGGCGGCCCAAAGAUUUAUGAUUUACUAGGUACGUUGUCAUUAGAGCCGUUUGGGGUGUUGUCGUGGGUUGUUUUGGAUAGGGAAGAGGAAAUAUUUGAAGUGGAUGAUGUGAAAGAUGAACAUAAGGUUAUGCAUGCACUUUGGGCGAGGUGGAUUUUUUUGAAUCGGACAACGUUUAUUAAGAACUAUCUUGAGGGAGUGAGGAUGUUUAUUGAUGAGUACUGGAAGAUGAUACAGCUUGCUGCUGGAUGGGAAGCCUUGCGGUAUUGGCUUAUAGUUCUUCUAGCCAACCGGUUUCUUACAGGACACGAAGUUGCUCAACUUUUGAAGUAUUACCAAGGGAAGAUAGGAUGGGCCGAACUGGCUUGAGAUUGGAUUUGGGAUAUUUUUAAUUUCUUGAUGGAUGUCUUUAGUUUCUUGGAUUCGUGAAUGGGAUGUAGUUUGGAGACAACUAGAUUGUCCUGUGCUUGAAAAG